Messenger RNA from Pelodiscus sinensis (Chinese soft-shelled turtle), 7442 nucleotides. RefSeq names its product polycomb group ring finger 5 (gene PCGF5). Lineage: Eukaryota; Metazoa; Chordata; Testudines; Trionychidae. The record is from RefSeq and is a predicted model, not a curated record.
CCGCGCGCUCCCCCGCCCGCCGGCCGGCUCCCGAGCGCCCUCGCGUUACCUGCCGCCCGCGCUCCCUCCCAGCUCAGGGCCUCUUGUGGCAAGGAUGAUAAAAACUCCAGGUAGAAGAUAAAUUAAAGAAUCAGAAGAAAUUUGAGUGUACACAAAAGAAACAAGGAAGACUCCUGGAGCAGAAUCUAGAGUACAAGUUCUGAUGUGAGAACGUCUAGCCCAAAAAAGGAGCAGGAGUUAUGAAUGAUGUCCCUGUGAGAGGUUUGGAAUGUCCAUCAAAUGCCUGCACCAGUGCAGUUGCACAGAACAGCUCCUUUGAACGGCAUCACUUCCAGCUGUCAAACUCAAGCCUCUGGCCUAAAGUGUUUCGACUGCAUUGCCUGCCCCACGAAUGGCUACCCAGCGGAAGCACUUGGUGAAAGAUUUCAAUCCUCAUAUCACCUGUUACAUUUGUAAAGGAUAUCUUAUCAAGCCCACCACAGUAACUGAGUGCCUGCAUACCUUUUGUAAGACAUGUAUUGUUCAGCACUUUGAAGAAAGCAAUGACUGCCCCAGAUGUGGCAAUCAGGUACAUGAGACCAAUCCAUUAGAAAUGUUAAGGCUGGAUAACACAUUAGAAGAAAUUAUAUUUAAGCUGGUGCCUGGACUUCGAGAACAGGAACUUCAGCGUGAGAUUGAAUUUUGGAAGAAAAACAAACCUCAAGAAAAUGGACAAGGUGUCUGUGGCAGCUUGCUUGUAGAGAUGGCCAGGAUGAGUGGAGGAGUGCUUGAGCAGGGUAGCAGAGAGUAUGAAAGUCCAAAAGCUGAAAAGCCCAAAGUAGAUGAAGAGGGUGAUGAAAAUCAAGACGAUAAAGACUAUCAUAGGAGCGACCCUCAGAUUGCUAUUUGCCUUGAUUGUUUACGCAACAAUGGGCAGUCAGGGGAUAACAUAGUAAAAGGUUUAAUGAAGAAAUUCAUCCGCUGUUCUACACGAGUGACUGUAGGAACCAUCAAGAAGUUUCUCAGCUUGAAAUUAAAGCUUCCAAGUUCUUACGAGCUGGAUGUACUAUGCAAUGGUGAAAUCAUGGGGAAGGAUCAUACUAUGGAAUUCAUCUAUAUGACAAGAUGGAGACUAAGAGGUGAAAAUUUUCGGUGUCAGAACUGCUCAUCUUCGCAAGUCUGCUCACAGGAUGGCACUUUUUAUCAGUCUUACCCUAUGGUACUGCAGUAUCGACCCAGAAUUGACUUUGGUUAGACCAAAGGGCCAGAUCCCACUGAGAUGAAUCCUGCACUAUUUGUUUACCCAUCGACAGAUUGCACAAUGAAUGGAUGUGCCUGGAUUAAGAGGACACAACCAGAUUUUCAGCAUGCAAAUAAGGACAUUGUAUUUCUUAAAGUUGUCAGUUGCAUCUUUGUUGUUUCUAUUAGAGCAAGCCAAGUGCCAUUCUGCUACUGAAAUGUGCAUAAGAUAUUUGUAGUAUCUUAAAAAUGUGCUGCAAGUCAUAGCCAAAAUCAUGACAUAUAUAGUAAAGAUUCAGAAACUACAGAAUAUUUUGCCUGCCUGUUAGAAAAGUUUUCUAUUCUAAUGUUGAUUACACUAGCAAAAUGGCAGAAUGCUCAUUCCAUGUGGUAGUGCAAUUGUCACAUAUUUACUGUUUUACUGAUUAUUGUUGUAUAAAUGAUAGAGAACUGUACAAAAGUUAAGAAUUAUACCUUGAAAAUAUUUUGUAUAGAAAAUAUAUUUAGAACAGUGGUAAUUUUGCAACUACAUUGUUACGUUUUUCAUGAGUCUGGGUAUAUCUCACUCAUCAGCGUAUAGCAAUCAUUUUGCAGUGAAUGAAGAUUAUCCUUGCAACAAUAUUAGAACACAGUCAUUAAACUGAGCCAUUUUAUUUUAUCUAAAUAGAUUAUUUUAGUAUCACCUGCCCUAAUGAGUGAAAAAUUUUAUGGCUUGCCUGAAGGUUGGAAUUUGAUAUUCAGUUAUUUAGGAUUAUGGUAGCUGGUCAAAUUACAUUAUUUUAAUAAUGUCAGCAUAAAAGUGAGGUUAAAAUCAUAUAAAUGUUUAAUAAAAAGCAGAAAAUCCUGUUUAAAAUUACUCCACGUGGCAAAAAUUUAUGCAUCUUUUGUCACUGUUGUCAUUCACAUUAAGGAUUUCAUUUUAAGAUUGGGUUUACUUGUGUUCAAGUUUGGCAUAUAAUAGAGUAAAAUAAUGCAAACUACUGUAAUAAAUUUCUAAAUACAUAGCUUUUAUGGCAUUAAAUUUCUGUUUAUCUGAGGUUCAGUAGCUAUUGCAGAUUAAUUAGUUAAUGUCACAUCAUAAAGCUAGUUCCAUAAAACUAGAGGUAAUGCAAUAUAGUAGAUAAGCAGUCUGAUGGAAAUAAUUCAGCCUGUACAAAACAUGUUUUUCUCAGACCUAAGAGUGGUGGGGGAAAAUGUGAUUUUUGCCUUAGGUAUGACAAAUAUAAUGGUUUUAGUGCAGAAAAUUGUAUUAAGGUUUCUGGUAACCUUAAUACAGGAAGCAUUGUGUUUCAACUGUUUUCUGUACUCUUCCAUUGUCUUUGCUCAGUUUGCAAGUCAGAGUAGGUUUUUACUUCAAACUGUGCGGAAAUAAUUACUGUUCAAUACUUGGUAUAAUUUCUAUUUAAUGCACAUCUACCAGCAUUCCUAUUUAUUUUUAUAUGACUAUGUAUACAACAGAAACAGUUGACUUUCAGAAGCUACUAUAGAAUCCAACAAAGAAAAACUAAAUGUAAACCAUGAGAUCUAAGCAUAAAAGAUGGAUUAUGGGAAAUAGCUCCAAUAGAAGUUUAGUGUCAGUACAAUUUAUAAGUGUAGGGCAUGCAAACAAGCAUGCAUGAUGGGCGAAAUGCUGGGCCCUUUAAAUCAGUGACAGUUUUGCUAUUGACUUAAGUGACAACAGGCUUUCAUGUUAUUCGUAUACACUGAGUCAAAUGCUACUUUUGUGUUCCAAAAGCCACAUAACAAGAGGGAAUGGAGACAUUGCCCACUAGCAUUCUGUAAGAAAUCCUGCCAUUGCAGAUCAAGAGUGCACAUAGUAUGCUGAGACAGAGUGCCAUGGGAAACAUUUGGAGUACUCCCUUCAGCUGGCACAGUAUGCUUGCUGACUGGUAUUGGAGCUAGUUUGCCCAUUCUGUUGAUAGAUGCACUUGCUGAUUACAAAGUCUAAACAUCUCUUGCCCUCCCAAUCCAUUACAUGCUCAUUGGCAGAUCUGAUGAGUUGCUCCAUAUGGAUAUACCCGGCUCCUACACAGAGCCUUAACAAAUGCAAUGGUACUCUUUACAGAUUUGCAGGCAUGGGAUCCAAAUUUCUAUUGCAUAUCAUUAUUAUAUGCAUUAUACUAAAUUCCUUUAUAAAGUUAGCAAUAGGAUGUUAUUUCUAAAUAUUGAUAUAUAUGUACAAAAGACACCUUACAAUUUUCAUAUCCUUCACAUCAUAGAAGUGUUGUGUUUAUGCCAGGAGUGUUUUCAAGGUGGCUUCAUGUUAAAAUGCAAGGUUUGUUUCAAAACUUUUGGGUUCAGUUUGUCAUAAAAUUAAUAGCAGGUUUUUCAAGCUUAAUUUUAAUUGAUUUGGGAGUCAGUGUAUUUCUUUAACUGUAUAUUUGCUAGUUUGAUAAAUUUGGAUUAAGUAUUUAAACAAACGGAAGGGCAGCAUAACAUUUGUUUGCAGUAUUGUUGUAGCCCGGUAGUGUUAGAAUAUUUGAAAGACAAGAUAGGUGAGGUGAUAUUUAUUGGACCAACUUCUUCAGGUGAAAGACAAGCUUUCAGGCUCACGUAACUCUUCUUCAGGUCUGAGAAAAGUGUAGUGUGUCACAGCUAAAUACCAGAUGAAACAAAUAGCUAAACAGAUGGAGUUUAAUGCAUUGUAAAAUGCAUUAAAGAUGAAGUGAGCAGUUAACCGCUUUGCAGCCAUGGGACAAAGAGGGCUACUGGGACAUGGAUUGUUGCAAAGAGCUAUAUAAACAGUAUCUUUACUGAGUCCAUAGUUUUUAAUGUCUAGCACCCCAAUGAAUUUUUUCCAGCUUUUUAAGGCAUUAUGCAGGCUUCCUUUCAUAAUGAGAAGAGGUUAGAUAUGGAGUGAUUGCUUUGUAAAAGGUAUUUGGCCAUGAGUGAUGGGGUGUUUUUAGUCUUUAUCAUUGUUUUGUGUGAGUUCAUUUAAGAAUGUAGUAAUUGUCUGGUUUAAUCCACCAUUGUUGAGGCAUUUAGUGCAAUGGAUGAGGUACACCAUAUGUUGAAUUAGGCAUGUGUAGGUCUAAAUGGUCUUGAAAGAUAUGUUAUGGAAGAUAUCGAUCAUAUGAAGUGGAGAUAUGCCAUCUGGGUUGGCAUCUGUUCUGGUUUUGAUGCCACUAUGAGUUGAUAUGUCCUUGUCUGUGGGCAGCUUGGUUAUGAUGAUGACCUUGAUGAGGUUGGGAAGUUGCUUGAAGGCCAGAAAAAGGGCUCAGGAAAGAUUUCUUUCAGGCUAUAAUUAUUGAUUGCCCUACAUGAGUUCCAAAGUGGAACUCCCAUAUCACCUGUGACAAAACAUUUUUUUUUCACAUAAUAAUAACUCCAUAUCUGACUACUCAGUCCUAGUGCUCAACAAAAACCAGCACAACAUCUUCGGAAGCUUAAAUUCAGAACCUUUGCUGGACACUAAAAAACAUUCACUCAAUUAAGAUCCUGUAUUGUUGGCUCUCUGCAACAAUAUGUCCUACCAAUGCAGAAGUGCUAACUGCCCACUUUAUCUUUAAUGGUCUCUUGAAACACAUUUACUUCUUAUGUUUAACAGUCUAUUCUUUCUUGUGCUUAGCUGUGACAAUCUGAGUAUCUUUCCCAGAUCCAAAGAAGAGCUCUGUAAAUGUGAAAGCUUGUUUUUUUAUUCAGAAGAAAUUGGUCUCAUAAAAGCUAUUCUCUCACUUACCUGUCUAACCCAAAAUUUAUCACUUUAUGUCCAUUCUUAAGUAUAUAACAGACAGAAUUUUGCAUCCAGCCAACAAAUUCAUAUUGGAUUUAGUAUGGCCACUGAAAAUUCUUUUUAGCAUGUCAUGAGGGCCCAUGAGUGACAAUGAAUAGAGGUUUGAAUGCUUCAUAAGAUUUUCUGCAUUCUCAAUUCAGGGAGCCAACAGUUUGCCUUGCUCAGAAUUAUCAAUUAUGUUUUUGCAUUAUUUUUUUAAUCCGGGUCAGAACUGGAUUAAGGAAGUCAAAUGUUCAUUGUAUGCAGAUAUGUUUUCAAUAUACUUAGCUGAGAAUCCUGGUUUUCAGCACUUUUAUAAACAUGAUCAAACUACCUACAAUUAUGAAUUUCUGGUAUGACAGCAUAGUGCCUGCUUGUGGUUUGAUUGGAUACUUUUCUAGGGAUCAGUUGAUAACCAAAUUGAUAUAUAUGUGGGCAACUUGCAUAAAGCAAGUGCUGUUUCUGUUGUAGUAAAGUCCUCUUUUCUUAUAUUGCAUAGGUGCAACAUGUAUACAGAUAUGUACCUGUGUUUAUCCCUGUUGACACAUUGUGCCAAUUAAAAAAUAUGAAAAGUAUAAGAAUAGUGGAGGGCAUGUACCGACACUUUUGAGUGCCAAAGUCUGAUUAUAAUGCAGUGGGUACUUAAGUAUUUAAUGAAACUCACACAUGUUCCAAUAAAAAAGCACACUAUUAUUUACAAGCAUGCUUGAUGUGGACAUUUCAAUAGCACCACUGCAUAAAGUCAAUCAGGAAGGCAGAAAAUAGAUGAGCCUACAAAAGCUAUUUUACAUAUAUCCAUAUUGGUGGCACCCAACUACAAUGGGGUGCUUGCCAAACAUAGAAUGAGAUACUUUCCCCAAAUGUACAUCCUUUAUCCCACUAGGUUGAGGGUUUUUCCUAAAAUGAGAGUCCAGAAUUUAUGUCCACCUCCUUUCUGCAGUUUGCCUAAUAAUAGAAGUCAAAUUGUAAUGCAUUUUGUUAGACUAGAAAUCUCUAUGGAUUUUAUGUCCUCUAACAUACUGUAAAUUAUGAGUGUACAGAGUGGGAUUUUGUAAGAUUUAAAAGGUAUAUAUAGUACAAAUCUAUUAGAUUAGCAUGAAAUGUGCAUUACAUUGUAUACUAUUAAACUACCUUGACUAAGCGCCCGAUCUUGCAAACAUAUGAAUAAUUCUUUUUUGAUGGAAUAGCCCCUCUGUAGUCAGAGGAAUUCAUCACUACAAUAAGAAUUACUCAUGUUUUUAGGAUCAGACCCUAUCAUUGUAUUGUUUGCUCAGAUAGGAAAAUAAUUAAUGUGCAACAAAAAUGUAACUAUAGUCUUUUAAUGAAAUUUUAUAUUGCAAAUUAUUUUGACUUCUGAUUUUACUGAAAAAUGUUAUUUUAAAGGAACAUGGUGGAUUACUAAUACAGGAUAUCUUUUAGACCCACUUUAUACAUUUUAAAUAAGAAUAUUUUUUCUGUGUAUUGUAAAUGUUCUAAAUAUUUUCAGUAUUAGUAUUUCUGAACAUUAGAAGAAACUUAUUUCAAGCAAAACAAGCAGCGACAUCAAAGAAAUAUUUUCUGUUAAUUAGGCAUUUCAAAUAGUGGCAUAUAUGUUAUCUCACACUUUAGAAACUAUUUUUAAAAGAUGUGCUUUUUGUCAAGUCAAUUUUAUUUUCCCCUAAGCAAUAAUCUUGAAUUCUGGAUCCUUAUGUUUUCCCUAUUCUGAGAUAUUUUGACUGUAUUCUUCUUGCAAAUACCAGAGGUAAUUCAGACUUAUCCAUCAGGAUUUAAGGUUGGUCACACUCUUUAAAUUUACCUUCUGCAGCACUGAGUGGUGGACAGGGCUGUCAUUUUAUCCACUGCAAUGUUAUCUGUUAAAGCAGAUUUGGGGACAGUAGUAACCAAAAUCUUUUGCUCUCUACUCUCACAUUGUGAACCAAAAUUUGUAGGGCUUUUCUGAGCUCAUUUGCUCUAUUUGUUUUCCAUUUCCCUAUCACCACAGAGGUCAAGAGGCAAAAUGUGUGUGACAAGGUCUGAGGAGUCAGGGAGUGGUAUUUCAUGGAAAUUGCAGCAAAACCACAACAACCAACUUAACCAGACUCUAAGGACUUGUAUAAAUAAGGUGGGCUAGAUUCAUGCCCCAGCUUGCUGUAAGCUAGACAAGCCCUAAUUGAUUUAAGUCUUAGACAGCAUUGCCAAUUCCCAAUUCUCUGAGUUUCAAAACACACAGAUGGAGAAGGGAGAGAGAGAAAGAGAUCAGGAUCUUUCAGAUGGGACUUCUGAGAAAGGACCACAAGACAUUCUUCUGAUGUCUUUACAAUGGCUGCUUUUGAAUAUAGUCAUUACCAGUAAGAAGUUUGUUCCCAUUACUGAUAAACUAUUUAAUAUUUCCUACAGCUCUGCAAGCGGCUACACAAGCACUUCAAGGGUAUGUCUAGACUACAUGGCUCUGUCGACAGAGCCAUGUAAACUAGUUUACCCGGCAUAGUCAAUGAAGCGGGGAUUUAAAUAAUCAGGGGAUCAGUCGGCAAAG